GUCAUCAAUAUCAUUUCCUCAUAGCGACCAAACAAUUUUCAUUGACAUCGACAAUGACAGUAGUGUACUUUUCAAAGACACUUUAAUAAAACGUAUACAUGAUCUGAAUCAUUCCGUUAUUUUGGUAAAUAACGUGCCAGAUUUUAUUUGCGAAGGAAAAAUAAUGAUACUGAAAGAAAACCCUAAUAUUGUCUUUACUAUAAAAUAUCUAAAUACCAAUGUUCUUGAUAGUCCAGUACUGGAGUCUGUGCUUAAAUCACAUUGGUCAUCAUUGUUUAUUAUAGUUACCACUGAAGAUAGCGUGUAUAAUUGUGAUGGCGGAAAAUUAAAUGAAGAGGCUUUCAAUAACAUUGAAGAAUUUCUAAAUGAUUUAUGGUACAAACAUCGCAUAAUGUAUGCUUUCUUAAGUCUGCCGUAUGUCUGCCCGAACGAAUAUGUUGUUUAUGAUGGGAUCAAAUCAAACGAAGGAGAAUUGUAUAACAGGACCAUUAAACUUGUUCGAGAAGAACAAUUACCAAAAAGAAAGUCUAAUAAAGCAUCUAGGAUGCUUACUGAAAACUAUCCUCUUAGAGGCAAUAUCUUUUACCGGUUCCCCACGGCUAUUCAGGAAUGUGAAGGUACCGAUAUCUACAUAAAAACUAGUCCGGAAACCAGUGGCGGGUUUUGUGGAUUGGACGGACUCGUAAUGUCAGAUAUAGUGGCACACUUUGGGUUUAAUUUAUCGUUGCCGUCCUUGGGCGCGGACUCCCUCAAGUAUGGGUAUCAGCAGCAGGAUGGGAUUAUAACCGGAAGCUUAGGACAUGUAGUGAGAAAAGAUGUGGACUUGUCCUUCAACUCGAGGUUCAUUACGAAAUAUAUCACGGGGCAACAGCACUACAUAUUCGUAUAUCCUGUUGCAAGAGACGCUCUUUGCGUUAUUUUGAAACAACCUGAAGAGGAACCUCUUUGGCGGUAUCCCAUCAGCGCUUAUAGUUUUCCGCAGUGGAUAUUUAUUCUCGGCUGCCUCACUAGCAUUGGAGUCAUAAUGUGGGCAUUUGCAAAGAUCAAAAACAAAUUUAAUAAUACUAGAGCUGCUACGCUCCUCUCUUACGUCUUGAACUCUUUAAAUGCUGGUCUGUUUGGCUUCUUUUUUAAACGAAGAAGUAAUUUACUUCUGUUUAGAGCUAGCUGCUUGUAUGCUUCAAUUAUGCUGCUGGCGGAAUAUCAGGGUUACAUAAACUACAUAUUCACAACCCGCGUCCGAUACGACGUAUUAUAUAGCUUGUCUCAAUUUGCGGAGUCGAGCACUGUAAUUCAAACGUCACCAUCCAUAUACAUCUUUAUAAAUGAGUCUAUCAACGAAGUUGGAGACAUCCUUCUAUCUCGGAUGAUACAAUUGGAAAACACAGAUUCAUUCGAAUACGUCGUGCAUCACUCGAACACUGCGACUUUGGAAAGGAAAACUGAUGCGAUUAUGUUCAUUCUAAUGAAAUACAGAGACGGAUCCGGCCGGCCUACAUUAUAUGUAAUGGAUGAAUGUGUUCGCUCCUUCUACUUAUCGUAUAUCGCAAAUUUGGGUAAGUUUUCUACAUACAUAAUUUCAAGAUAUGCUAAUAUACCAACCAUCUUCUUUACAGAAUUCCCAUUCGUGAACAUAAUUGACGUGUUCAUGAUGCGCCUAGUCGAGACGGGCUUGGCGGAUAUGUACUACACCUGGACGAGCCGCGCUCUGGGGCUGCAGGUGUCGCUGCCCAACCUGUACUCGGAGCCGCGGCCCGCGUCCAAGAUAGGCAUGAAGGAGCAGGUCAUCGCCUUCACUGUGCUAUUGGUGGGAUACAUUGCGUCUGUGGUCGCGUUCGUUAUCGAAAUUUGGUUUGAUAGACGGCAGAAAUAUCCUUUCAUACAUUAAGCU
Cydia strobilella is the source of this 1891-nucleotide messenger RNA. RefSeq lists its product as uncharacterized. The record is from RefSeq and is a predicted model, not a curated record. Lineage: Eukaryota; Metazoa; Arthropoda; Insecta; Lepidoptera; Tortricidae. The transcript has 3 exons. The coding region runs from base 164 to 1888 and encodes 574 amino acids.